UUUUUUUUUUUCGGGAAAUCCAAAAAUAAAUUCUGUAAAAUACAUCACGAACAAUCAGUCUUUCAUAUAAAUAAUUUAACUUAUCCAAUAGUCUGAUCACAAAACCUUCGUUGAAUCCAUAAUUAACUUAUUAUAAUUUAAUUACUAGUAAUUAAUGUAUUCUGAAAUUGUAAAGUUAUAAAUAUUUAGGUGGUACAGAAGAAAAAAUGACUAAUAAAGCUUGUUGGAAAUUUGACGAGCAAGAUAGAGCUCUGUACAUCGACGUCGAAGAAGAUAAAGAGGACAAAGAAAACCCAAAGGUAUAUAGUGCCUGGGACAAAUUACCGGAUAUACUAUUAGAAGAAAUAUUCUCCUAUUUAACAGUCCGUCAACGGUAUUACGCAUCUCUAGUCUGUCGAUCUUGGUACCAAGCAUUUAAACUACCGAGAGUAUGGUCUACCUUUACUGUCCAGGACACGACGUUAACUCGUGGAAAGUUCAAUUACUACAGCGGGUGGUGCUACGUGUUGGACCACAUCAGAACUUCUUCAUGUUUCUACAGAGUUGGUCGUAAUUUUCGGUCCCUGGUGUUCGAGCCUAGUUACAAUUUUUACAAUCUCUAUGAAUUCAUGAACAUGUUUACCUGGUUUUGUCUGCGAAAACCCGGUGAUGAUCCUUACAUACCUGGAAUGGGUCUCAAUAUUCGUCAUUUGAAAUUUAUAUUUCCUUGUAAUAUGGCCAAUCGUGAUGAUCCAGAGCAAAUAAAAAUAUUCGGUACUGGUGGAAAGCUCCUAGAAACUGUCAAAAAACUUACAUCCAAUUUAAAAAAUUUGCGAUCGGUGGAAUUCAUUGAUCUGAUGCUUGACAGCAAAGAGGCGCUUUAUUUUUUGGAUAAUAUCUGUGAUAAUUGUACUGAAACUUUGAAAAAACUCGUGUUAAUUAAUACCACAAAAUUGUACUGUCCAUUAUUGCACGUUGGAGUUUUUCUUAAUUUAAAUAUUCUUGUAAUAAGCCCACAAAAUUUAGAUAAUGAUGUAUUGGACUUAAUUGGGUAUACAAAAUUGAGACAUAUGCAUAUAUUCCAAAAUCGCUAUAGCCCUGUUGACAGCACUGUCCGAUUGCCGAAGCAAUUAGCAUGGAUAAAAUUACGGAAAAAUAAUCCAUAUCUAAAAGUCCACUUUGAAGUUGAGAGUAAUAAGCCGGAGAUAGUAUUGCCGAUUGAAUUUCCUGAGCACAAUUCAAUACCAUGCUACAGCAUCGUGAUAGACAACCAGACGGCACAAAUAACGGCUGCGAUGGUGUUAGCUCAGGCAAUUAAUUUUCAGAAGACGAUGUCUGUUUAUGCGAUAAAAAAUAUCCCAAAGUAUUAUCAGCAUCGAAGUUUCUCAAAGCGUGUCGAUGAAAUCAUCGUGCGAGUGUGCAGAACAUGCCCCAAUAUUCACACACUGAUGAUACGAGAUAAAAUAUCAACUUCAACACUACUCGAGAUAGCUUCAACAGCGAAGUCAUUGCGCUAUUUAUAUGUACGUCGUCAAGCUGUUUUAAAAAGAUGCGAUAAAACUUGGUCAGUUGUUACAGAGUGGACGCCUGAGCACCAAGAAUGGAUAAAGUCUAUUUGCAAAUCUUAUGAGGAUACCGAAAAAGAAAUUUCUAAAAUACUAGGAUAUAGAUGGAGAAUGCUAACAGAAAAAGAAUUCAAACAACAAACUGUUCAUUUAUAUGUAUAAUAAAUUGUUCAAGCUUAUUUUACAUACUUUUACCUCUUACCAGAUUAAAAUGUCAUUUUAAAUUUAUAAUAUAUGAUUAUAAUAAUAAAUAUAUGUAUAUAUAUAAACCUUUUAUAUGUGUGACUUGUCAAAUUAAUCGACACUCGAUAUCUAGUAUAAGUGAUUACGCAAGAAUAUGCAAACAUGAAACUGCUUCCUACAUUCUAUUUAAGUUAACAAAAAAUAAUUUCAAGAGUAAGAGUAAGAUUAAUAUGUAUAUUUAUUAUUUUUUUUUAUUGUAAUUACAUUUCAAGAAAAAUUUGAUUUCGUUAAUUGAAAUAAAUAUGUUAAUGUCAGAUUCAAUAAUAGCGUCAAACAUAAACAUCAAUCGAGCGUUAUUUAUAAAUUUAGUUAUUAUCUAAUUUAGUUAAAAUACACAUGAAUAUAAAUAUUGUAUAUAUACGAUAUUAUUUAAUAUGUUUUAAAAACUUUUAAGUAUAUAUUUUUCACGAUUAAUUUUACAAUAUACAAGAUUAAUGAAAAAUGCAUAUUUACAUAUUUUUCACUACUCGAUUAAUAUGAAUAUCCAACAAAAAAUAAAGGUGAUAAAAAAAAUAUACAUUUUUAAGUAGCAACAGAAAGAAAUAUAACAAAAUUUAAUCUAGUUGCCUCAUUACCAAACAGAUAAUUUAUCUAAAUAUAAAGGUCGUUUUCUUUAAA
Molecule: messenger RNA, 2405 nt
Organism: Cotesia glomerata
Lineage: Eukaryota; Metazoa; Arthropoda; Insecta; Hymenoptera; Braconidae
Exons: 5
Coding region: 207-1706 (499 amino acids)
Molecular function (GO): protein binding
Source: RefSeq, a predicted model, not a curated record